CAGAUGUAAAACGUGACGCGGUGAUGCGACAGCUGUUCAUAUUGACCAAGAUGGAUCGAGAAAGAUGUUCAGCCAACGGGAAAUUUAUUCAGCAGUGAAUUUAGAUUAAUCCUGCAGUUUAUUCAGGGUUCAUUCGACACUAAACUCGUUCAUAUGAAAAACUAAAUGUGCUGAAAUGAGUCUCGCGCGUGAAUGCACACGAUCGGAGAGCAAGACUCAUUUGUUUUCACACAGAGAUUACAGAGUCAUCAGGAAGAUCGGAGAGGGAACUUUCUCUGAGGUGAUGAAGGUGCAGAGUCUGAAGGACGGGAAACAUUACGCCUGUAAAACCAUGAAACAGACCAUCGAGAGUGUGGAUCAGGCUCACGGUCUCAGGGAGGUUCAAGCCAUGAAGCGCUUGAGUCCUCAUCCCAACAUCCUCCAGCUUCACGAGCUCAUCUACGAUAAAGACACUGGCACUCUGUCGCUGAUAUGCGAGCUCAUGGAAAUGAACAUAUACGAGUUCAUCAAAGGGCGGCAACAUCCGGUGUCUGAGAGCAAAGCCAAGCACUACAUGUAUCAGCUGUGCCGGUCUCUGGAUCACAUGCACAGCCAUGGAAUAUUCCACAGAGAUGUGAAGCCGGAGAACAUCUUGAUCAAAAAUGAUGUGCUGAAGCUGGCAGACUUCGGCUCCUGCAGGAGCAUCUACUCCAAACCUCCUCACACCGAGUACAUCUCCACCCGCUGGUACCGCGCGCCGGAGUGUCUGCUGACCGACGGACACUACUCUCAGAAGAUGGACAUGUGGAGUGCUGGAUGUGUCUUCUUUGAAAUCCUCAGUUUGAGCCCUUUAUUCCCUGGACGUAACGAGUUAGACCAGGUCAACAAGAUCCAUGAUGUGUUGGGAACGCCGGACGGCACGCUGCUGCAAAAGUUCAAACAGUCUCGUGCGAUGCGCUUCGAUUUCCCACCUCGCAAAGGCUGCGGGAUCUCUCAGCUGGUUCCUCACUGUUCUGCAGCCGGCCUGUCUCUGCUGCACCAGAUGUUGAACUACGACCCCGAGGAGCGCAUCAGCGCCCGCGCAGCACUGCAGCACCCCUGCUUCAGAGAGCUGCGAGUGGCGGAGAGGAAAGCAGCGAGUCUGCGGAAGGCGGUGGGAGCGGCGGACGGAGAGUCCAGCGGGACGUCUGUGGAUCAGCUGUGGCGUCUCGCUCGACAGGGCAGAAGACAGCAUCUCAAGCACGCCGGCGACCCGCUCAGCCGACGAAACGCCUCUCAUUUCCCUCUGGAGCUGCCCAAACUCAACGUCGUGGUCCCAACACCAAAAAUCCCAUACCCGGUGUCCAGCUUCCCAGCCCUGACGGUUUCUCACCGCGGCUCUCUGCCUGCCAUCUCAAAAAAGUGCCACUCACGUCUGACCAAACCCAAAGAGGAGCCACACCAUUUCAAGAGCUACUACAUGCCUCCACUGGAGCGCCACCCGCAGGACUACUGAUGUCAGCAAGCCACGCCCCCAAACCCAGAGGACUACUGAUGUCAGCAAGCCACGCCCCCUGAACCCACAGAACUACUGAUGUCAGCAAGCCAUGCCCCCAAAUCCAGAGGACCAAUGCAAGUAAUGGCGUGUCUGCAGGAUUGGUUUAUAUCAAUGUUGUUUUGAACAGUCAACAGACUGAAAAUGUCAACAUUUCCAUUUCACGUAAUAAAAUAAAGGUCUUUGUACACACAGAAACAUGCAGUUUUCAAACCAAAACAAGCUAAUAUUUGCAUGGGAUCUCAAAUCACAUGAUUACUUGAUUACAUUUUGUUUGAUUGCUGAAAACAGAUUCUAUAAGAAGUAGAUGCAGCUUAAAUCUAAAGCAGCAGACUUUCAUUCUACAUUCGACCAUCAUUUAACCCAAAGCAGACUCUCUGAAUGAGACCGAUCGGUGCCAUUCGUUUCUGUUCUUCCCGCUCUUAUUAUUACACUCUAUAUUUCCAGAGAUGCUUGCGGCUCACAGCAGCUUAAUGAAUAUUAUUGGAUAAAAGUUCAUUAGGAUUGUAAUAAAGGGGUUUUACUUUACACUUGUUCAAAGUGCGAUGUUUAGACAUCAUAAAUUAGUAUUGCUUUUAAAUGAUCACUUACCAUCACUAAUGAACACUGAUUUACAACUAACAGAUCAGUCUGAACCACACUGGGAAGAUUUACAUUAAUGCAUUUUUGCAUGAAAUUCACAAAGCACUGUGAACAAUAACAAUAAUCAGCAUAAAUAAAAGUUAGCUUUAAAAAAGUAAUAAAAAAACCUAAAAUUUAUUAUCUUUUCAAAGGUUAUGAAAGCUGGUUGGACCUGCUGAAGUACAUUAAUACUGCUUUAUACACCCUAGAGUUUCUCAAAAACAUGUUUAAGUUCUUCUAUACCAUGGUGAAAAGGCACAAACCCUAGUAAAAGAAAGAGCUAGUACACAAAACAUGACAGCCAAAGACAAUACACACGAGACCAAACAUCCAUGGACUUUUUUAAUGAAGAACAAAAUGUGAAAUGCAAAAUGUUAACCACAUGAAUCAAAAAUAUGACCACGUCUUUCCCGGUUAGUGUAUAUUUCAUUAACAAUGACUGGUAGUCACAAAAAAGGGUAUGUUAUGACAUUUAAUAGUGUCACACUGUAAGAUUCUACUGGGCGACUUUAAACCUAGUUGUUCCUAGUGGGUUUUUCUUAGUAGUACAUAGAAUAACUUUGCUGUUGGUAAGCAAAAUAUGAACUCUUGAAACUCUUGUCAUAAGAUUUGUUUUCUUCGUCUGCUAGACUUCCUGAGCUUCAUACGUUUUAUUAGCAGCGUCCGACGCUCUGCUGCCAGACGACACAAUCUAGCGUUUCGCAUACAUAAAUCUCCUAUAUCAAAAUACAUUUGGGUGACUUUUGUACAAGAGACAAGGAAAAAUGGAAAAAAAAAAAAAAAAAAAAAACAGAAA
Ctenopharyngodon idella (grass carp) is the source of this 2930-nucleotide messenger RNA. Its product is annotated as MAPK/MAK/MRK overlapping kinase-like. The record is from RefSeq and is a predicted model, not a curated record. Gene Ontology annotation, cellular component: nucleus; cytoplasm. Lineage: Eukaryota; Metazoa; Chordata; Actinopteri; Cypriniformes; Xenocyprididae. The transcript has 12 exons. The coding region runs from base 176 to 1474 and encodes 432 amino acids. Gene Ontology annotation, molecular function: protein serine/threonine kinase activity; ATP binding. Gene Ontology annotation, biological process: protein phosphorylation; intracellular signal transduction.